CGGCAUGCCAAGAGAGGGGCGCCAGUGCUUGCGCUCUCGCUGUCGCGUUUUCGGUGGGCGACGCCUUCGCCCGCGUUUUUGGGCCCGUGCACCCUUGCCACCGGGCGCAGUUUGGCGCCUCUCGCCCGUGGAGCGCCCCGCCUACGGGGGGCGGGCCCGGGUGGAUUCUCGAGGCCUGCCGGGCGUGGCCAAUUUGAUCGCGACGCAAGUCGAGAACCUCUGCGACGCGGCACGAGUGGCGCGAUGUUCGCGCCCAUAAUCUUGCACACGCCCCGCCGCCUCGGGGAAAACGUGGCGCGCGCGAGCGGUCCCGCAAAGGGCGCCCGACUUUAGUACCGCAAGGCGGCCCGCGGGGCGGCCGCGCAAAGUCUUCGCGCGUGCGCCGCGAGCCGAGCGGCCGGCGCCUGGGUUCGCUACCUUCGUCAAGGAGGCCGACGCGAAACAACUACGCACGGCGCGCGCGGGCCUUUUUAUUUUUUGCGUGUCCGCCCGUGGGGCUUCCCGGCGGGGGCAGGGCGAUGCGUGGCCACCGGCCGCAUUUGCGGGCGCGCCCGUGCUGGGCGCAGCGUGCCGCCGGGCGCCGGGGCACGUAGCUAGAGGCGCCCGCGCCUCCUCUCCCAGGCGGCCGAUUUGCUAGCUUGGGGCGGCGCUGCUGCCUGUGGAGUGUAUGUAGUUAGACGCCCCCGGGCCACGAGCGUGGUG
Amoebophrya sp. A120 is the source of this 702-nucleotide messenger RNA. Lineage: Eukaryota; Dinophyceae; Syndiniales; Amoebophryaceae. The record is from the annotation of a GenBank genome assembly.